CGACACGGCAACUGAACCUCCUCAAGAAGAAAGGUUCACUUAUAGCAUCAUUGUAGUGCUUCCAAAGAGAACGGACUUUCAGGAAACAACCUGACGAUAUCGAGUCUUGCAGCCAGCAACAUUUCCCCAAUAAGCAUUUGAGUUGACCACGCAAGUUGUCGCGCUGGGUCAAGCUUCAUUCCGCCCUUUAUUACUGCAAUCGCCGUGUCAACGUUCUACAUGAGAUGAGGCCAUCACAAUGACCGUAUUCUCCCUCGUCAUCAUCAACAAGGCCGGUGGCCUAAUCUAUAACAGGACGUUUCACGAAGGUGGCCUGAACAAGAUCAGCACCAACGACUACCUCGUCCUGGCUGGAACCUUUCACGGCGUUCACGCAAUCACAGCCCGUCUAAACCCCGUCAAGUCCGCUCCGGAGCGGCCUCUAUCUAACAGCAUCCCCGGCGUGCCAGGCGGGAUCCUGACGCGGCCGGAACCGCCUUCGGGUCUGGAAGUGCUCGAGUCGGAGAACUUCCGACUGCAGUGCUUCAACACGCUGACGGGGGUCAAAUUUCUGUUGUUUACCGACACGACGCAGACAAACGUGGACGUGAUCAUCAGGCGCAUCUACGACCUCUACUCGGAUUACGUCAUGAAGAACCCUUUUUACCAACUCGAAAUGCCGAUCCGGUGCGACAUGUUUGACCGGAAGCUGUUGUCGUAUAUCAGGGAGGUUAACAACAGGUAGUGAUAGUGAGUGGGGUUCUACAGCACGAGGGAUCAGUAAGAGAAGGGGUGAGGAAUGGUAUCAAGUUAUCAUGUCAUGUCUGUCAAACGGAGUUACGUGGCGUUUAUCUUUUGGAAAUGGUUGGGCGGGCGGUCAAAGGGUCAUGAUAGAAUAGCUUCAUGCUCAAAAGAUGGGCGGUAGGUAGUUGCCCAUGUAAUACCAUGGCGAGUCUAUUGUACACAAAUACAGCCAGCGCCUAUGGUAGUUGUCCC
Neurospora crassa OR74A is the source of this 975-nucleotide messenger RNA. Its product is annotated as transporter particle complex subunit. Lineage: Eukaryota; Fungi; Ascomycota; Sordariomycetes; Sordariales; Sordariaceae. Gene Ontology annotation, cellular component: TRAPP complex. The record is from RefSeq and is a predicted model, not a curated record. Bases 239 to 724 code for a protein of 161 amino acids. The transcript is spliced from 3 exons. Gene Ontology annotation, biological process: endoplasmic reticulum to Golgi vesicle-mediated transport.